CGUUCAAGCUAAGGUAUGGUAAGGUUGGCAGCACUGUCAGCGAUUGAACGACUCCGAUACACGCUCUCUUCUUCUAUAUCCAAAAUGGAUCAACAAAUUGCAGCGGUGCCCGACAGCGAGCAUUAUUUUGAAGGCGUUGAGAAGUUGUUGGAAGUCUGGUUUGACGAAAGUACAAUUCCGACAGGAGAUUUGCGCAAUAUAACACGACAGCAGUGGGAGAAUCUGCUGUGCCACGUGAAAUGUGAAAUAAUCAGCUUCAAACGAAAUGAUUAUAUCGAUGCAUUCCUAUUGAGCGAGAGCAGCAUGUUUGUCUCCCGGCGACGAUGGAUUCUGAAAACCUGUGGGACAACGACUCCCCUCAAGUGCCUGGAACAGCUAUUGGAUCUGGCCAAGGUCGAGGGUUAUGCCGUAGUCAGCGAUAUAUUCUAUUCGCGUAAGAACUUCACCCGACCGGAAGUACAGAAUUCGCCGCACAAGGGGUUCUAUGAGGAAGUGACUUACUUGGAUUCCAUAUUUCCCGAGGGCAGAUCCUAUUGUUUGGGCUCGAUCAAUCUCGAGUGUUGGUAUCUGUACACGUUUAGCAAACCGGAAGUGAAGGCUCUGCCGGAUAUUAUCGCUGAGGUGGAUAACAACAAGGAUGCAGAUGCAGAUGUGGAUCAGGAUCCAGAGCCGGAUCAAACCAUUGAGAUUCUUAUGCAGAAUCUCGAUAAAGACAUCAUGGCAUUGUUUAGCAAAGAUAAGGUCUCCAAUGGACCCGAUGCUACCCAGAGUUCCGGCAUUGAUCGAAUCCUGCCGGACAUGCUCAUCGAUGACUUCCUGUUCGAUCCGUGCGGCUAUUCGAUGAAUGGCAUCAACAAGAAGGGCGAAUACAUGACCAUUCACAUCACGCCCGAGGAGAAAUUCUCGUACGUGAGCUUCGAGAGCAACGUGGCCCUCAAUAACUAUACGCGACUGAUCAAUCAGGUGAUCAAGACCUUCAAGCCGGGCACUUUCAUUGUGACCAUCUUUGCGAACAAAUCCUCCCUGGCAUAUGAGACAAUGAAGGAGCUGGAGAUUGAAUAUUCCACAUUGUCCAAUUGGAAACGCACCGACAUGCAAUGCUGCAAUUUCCCAUCCUAUAAUCUUCUCUUUGCCCAAUACUGCCGGGGCACCAAAUCCACCUAGAAAUACACAUAAUACUGCAACAGGGUCAGCUGCAAUUCCAAUUCCAAAAAUUCUAUGUUAAUAAAUAUUCGUUGUUAUUCGUUUGAUAAA
This is a messenger RNA of Drosophila innubila, 1254 nucleotides long. It is a transcript of the gene SamDC, whose product is annotated as S-adenosylmethionine decarboxylase proenzyme. Gene Ontology annotation, biological process: spermine biosynthetic process; spermidine biosynthetic process. The record is from RefSeq and is a predicted model, not a curated record. The transcript has 2 exons. Gene Ontology annotation, molecular function: adenosylmethionine decarboxylase activity. Gene Ontology annotation, cellular component: cytosol. The coding region runs from base 16 to 1164 and encodes 382 amino acids. NCBI's taxonomy places the organism in Eukaryota, Metazoa, Arthropoda, Insecta, Diptera, Drosophilidae.